UCGGAUCUCUUGGGGUCGAGAGUAUGGUCGGACGAAGGUGAAGUCCCUUGAGAAUCUCCCUAGAUCGAUAUGAAAGAAGUUUGACUAGCUCUCUUUUCAUCUAGUGAUCUUUCUAAGGACUAGUGUUGUCGGGUGGAGGACCAUAGAUGAUUUUUGAUCGAAGAUGUCUUUUAGAAAGACUUGGUUUCCUUGCUGCCAUAGUCUAGGGGUCCCGUUUACUUUACUAGUCUGAUCAUGAGGAUUUGGUAUUCGGCAACUCCGGGAAAGGUGAUGAUGUUGGGAGAAUGUUGCUUACAAGCCACCUCACCUGGACUCUGGCCCCGGUGGAAACUGCUACACUUAUCGGGCGGCCCGAGGCUGAAGUUUGUUAGCGUUCUUGCUCUUCGAACGUAUUUUCUCCCUGGCGUCUCUAUUUAUUGAUGCAGGGCCCCAGAGUUGUAUAUAAGAGGAAGCUUGCUAGAAGUUCGGCAUUAGAAUCACCUGCUCUUCUGGUAAGAACUGAAGCAAGCGAUAAGUAAAAGAUGUAGCAGGGCCGGCAUGCUCCAUCAUGACAUAUCGGAUUUGGUCUGAGAAGGUCUCUUCCACCGGUCAAAGAUCCUUUGGUACUUAUAGGAAGCACUCCAGUACCGCAUCUACGCUGGUCAUCAGCUAUGAACUCGUCGUAUCUUCGGUGUCAUCACGUUCAAGUCUUCUACUUCUCCCCCAUAGAUCCACUUUUGUUUGAACCAACACCUUCUGUAUCUUCAUCCAAAAACAACCAAUUACAGAAUUUGAUUAAACUUGGAGAAGGAUUUUUGAAGCAACCAGAAGAUGUUUGUGUGGAUAAAGAAGGCAUCAUCUAUACAGCUACACGAGACGGUUGGAUCAAGAGAUUGGUGCUUAGGAAUGGAAAGUGGGAGAACUGGAAGCAUAUAGAUAGUUCUUCUUUGCUUGGAAUCACAACAUCAAAAGAUGGUGGUCUCAUUGUCUGUGAUGCUACCAUGGGUUUGCUGAAGGUUACAGAAGAAGAUGGUUUCAGUGUUAUCCUUUCACAAGUUAAUGGUUCUCAAUUACUGUUUGCAGAUGAUGUAAUAGAGGCAUCAGAUGGAAGUAUAUAUUUCAGUGUUGCCAGUACAAAAUUUGGUUUGCACAGUUGGCAUCUUGAUGUGCUUGAGGCAAGACCUCAUGGAAAACUUUUGAAGUACAAUCCUAUGUUAAAUGAGACAGUUGUUGUUCUUGAUGACUUGGCUUUUGCAAAUGGUGUUGCACUUUCCAAGGAUGAAGAUUAUGUUGUGGUUUGCGAAAGUUGGAAAUUUAGGUGUGUGAGGCAUUGGCUAAAAGGAAUUAACAAAGGCAAAACUGAUAUCUUCAUUGAAAACCUCCCUGGUGGACCUGACAAUAUCAAUCUUGCUCCUGAUGGUUCAUUUUGGAUCGCUUUGGUUCAGCUGCUUGCUUCUGAAAGACUUGGGUUUGUGUACACUUCUAAGGUGUCCAAGCACUUGGUAGCUUCGUUUCCAAGGCUAUUUAAUCUGAUCAAUGGAGCAACCAAGUCAGCAAUGGUGGUAAAUGUUGGAGCUGAAGGCAAUAUUAUCAGAAAAUUUGGUGAUAAUGAAGGGAAGGUGGUUAGUUUUUUAACUUCAGCUGUGGAGUUUGAGGAUCAUCUUUACCUAGGUAGUCUUAAUACCGACUUUGUUGGGAAAUUCCCACUACUGUCAAGUGCAAACUAGUGUUGUUCAGAUUCAGAAUUCAGAAGUGUAUUGAUAUAUAUGGUUUAGACCAAGCACAUCUAGUAGAAUACUACCUAUGUAAUUUAAAUUUCUGUGUCAAUGAUCUGAAGAAUAAUAAAUGCAAAAUUAGUAUAAAAAAAAUAAGACAGAAAAUCAAUAAGAUGAAAUUAGAGUACCAUCUUUAGUAUUUCUCAAAUCCCCCAAAGUUGGCACUUGAUGCAUAUUGUAACUAAAUCUCAAACAUUAAUAGUGUACAUGCAAGAGUUAAUCUACUGUUUCCUCAUCUUCUUUUCUA
Messenger RNA from Vicia villosa (hairy vetch), 2001 nucleotides. RefSeq names its product protein STRICTOSIDINE SYNTHASE-LIKE 4-like. The transcript has 7 exons. The coding region runs from base 651 to 1706 and encodes 351 amino acids. Gene Ontology annotation, biological process: biosynthetic process. Lineage: Eukaryota; Viridiplantae; Streptophyta; Magnoliopsida; Fabales; Fabaceae. The record is from RefSeq and is a predicted model, not a curated record. Gene Ontology annotation, molecular function: strictosidine synthase activity.